AUGAAACUUGCCUGUAAGAUCGUGCUUCUGAUUUCGGUGGUGGCGUGCUUGGCCCGAGCCGAGUCAUCGCAAGACAACGAGGAAACCAUGGUCGAUGCGCUCAGAAGAAUAUACCGAAGAUGUCUCAACGACGAGGCCCCUCUGUCCUGCGCCAAACCCAAAGUACUGAAGUACCUGAGCGACGCCACUCAGCAGGACAAAGUCCCCAUCACCGAGGAUCUGUUCAUUCUGCGCUCGAGGAGUCUUCCGAUCGACGACGUGGACGAGUUCGAGUACUCGUCCCAGGACUCCAUCGAGCUGUCGAAGAGGAAGUUUUUGCGCGCCCUCAUGCUGGAAAAGCUCGACUCGUACCUGUCUAGUCACACCUUGGAGGCGAGACUGCCGCGGGCCAUCGUCGACUCGGACAUCGUGCCGCGAUCGCUGGUCGAGUCCGUGCCUACAAGCAUCGCCGUUCCCCUCAGCGACGCUCCGGUUGAAAAUGGCAAAGGCCGUGGCUUCGUGAAGAAAGUCAUGAUACCAUUUCUGCUGGGACUGAAGUUCAAGGCUACGGCCCUGGUGCCGCUGGCCUUCGCCCUCAUCGCCAUGAAGACGUGGAAGGCCCUGACCCUGGGUCUGCUCUCGCUCGUGCUCAGCGGCGCCAUGCUCAUCUUCAAGCUCACCAAGCCCAAGGUCGCGUACGAGGUCGUCCACCUCGGCCAUCCGCCGGUCGAGCAUCCGCCCCACUGGGACGUGGCCGCCCACGCGCCCUACAGAGCCUACCGAAAAUAA
Molecule: messenger RNA, 768 nt
Organism: Trichogramma pretiosum
Lineage: Eukaryota; Metazoa; Arthropoda; Insecta; Hymenoptera; Trichogrammatidae
Gene: Osi18
Exons: 3
Coding region: 1-768 (255 amino acids)
Source: RefSeq, a predicted model, not a curated record